AAAAAAAAAAGAUGACACAAUGUGUUCAUUUGAUUCUUUUACUUUUGUGUCUCAGAUUAAUGUGUCCACUUGUAACUGGAAUUUUUAUGGACAAGCUUGCCAGCAAGAAGCUCUGUGCUGAUGACAACUGUGUCUACACCAUUUCUCUAGUGAGAGCAGAAGAGGAUUAUGAUGCCCCAGACUGCAGAUUCAUUAAUGUUAAAAAAGGGCAGUUGAUUUAUGUUUACUCAAAACUAGUGAAAGAAAAAAGCUCUGGAGAAUUCUGGGCUGGAAGUGUUUAUGGAGAACAGUAUGAAGACCAUAUGGGGACAGUUGGUUAUUUCCCUAGAAGUUUAGUCUCAGAACAACAUGUCUAUCAAGAAGCAAAUAAGACUAUUCCUACAACGGACAUUGAUUUCUUCUGUGAGUAGCAUUGAAAGCGAUCUGGUAAUCUCUCAGCUGCUACCAAUGAAAGCUGACAGGAGAAAACCUGGACACCUUCCCUGAGAGAAGGAAGAGCCCUUCCUCUAAUAGGUGUUUGUAAAACAAGUAGUCCUUCAAAACAAAGAAUAUUUUUGUUUAAAGGUAGUGAUUUGGAAUGGAGAAAUAGUC
Messenger RNA from Colius striatus (speckled mousebird), 591 nucleotides. It is a transcript of the gene OTOR, whose product is annotated as otoraplin. Gene Ontology annotation, biological process: cartilage condensation. The transcript is spliced from 4 exons. Gene Ontology annotation, molecular function: protein binding. The coding region runs from base 12 to 410 and encodes 132 amino acids. NCBI's taxonomy places the organism in Eukaryota, Metazoa, Chordata, Aves, Coliiformes, Coliidae. The record is from RefSeq and is a predicted model, not a curated record.